This is a messenger RNA of Telopea speciosissima, 784 nucleotides long. Its product is annotated as cytosolic Fe-S cluster assembly factor NBP35-like. Gene Ontology annotation, cellular component: cytosol. The record is from RefSeq and is a predicted model, not a curated record. Gene Ontology annotation, biological process: iron-sulfur cluster assembly. The coding region runs from base 128 to 769 and encodes 213 amino acids. The transcript has a single exon. NCBI's taxonomy places the organism in Eukaryota, Viridiplantae, Streptophyta, Magnoliopsida, Proteales, Proteaceae. Gene Ontology annotation, molecular function: ATP binding; iron-sulfur cluster binding; ATP-dependent FeS chaperone activity.
CCUAGCAUCCCAAAGAUGCUUGGUCUAGAAGGGCAGGACAUUCACCAGAGCAACCUUGGAUGGUCUCCUAUUUAUCUGGAGUCCAACCUUGGGGUCAUGUCAAUCGGGUUCAUGCUCCCCCACCCAGAUGAAGCUGUUAUAUGGAAGGGGGCCCCGCAAGAAUGGGUUAAUUAAGCAAUUUUUGAAGGAUGUCUACUGGGGGGAACUUGACUAUCUAGUGGUGGAUGCCCCUCCUGGGAUCUCUGAGGAGCAUAUCUCAAUUGUCCAACUUCUUCAGGUGACGGGCAUUGAUGGUGCGAUCAUUGUCACAACUCCACAGGAGGUCUCACUGAUUGAUGUGCGAAAGGAAGUGAGCUUUUGUAAGAAAGUUGGGGUACCCGUGCUUGGGGUGGUUGAGAACAUGAGUGGGUUGCAACAGCCAUUGACAGAUUUCAGGUUUAUGAAGGUUACUGAGAUUGGGGAGGAGACAGAUGUGACAGAGUGGGCAUUACAAUACAUGAGAGAGAAGGCACCAGAAAUGCUAGAUUUGGUGGUUAGAGGAGAGGUGUUUGACAGUAGCAAGGGUGGUGCGGCAAAGAUGUGCAUGGAGAUGGAUGUACCCUUCCUUGGGAUGGUGCCCAUGGACCCCCAGUUGUGCAAAGCAGCUGAGGAAGGGCGGUCGUGCUUUGCUGAUAAAAAAUGUGUGGCCAGUGCACCUGCUCUGAAGAGAAUCAUACAAAAUCUGGUGGCAACCUGGGCAGUUGAAACCUCUGUGGAUGAUAGUGCAUAGGCAAGAUCAUAGACA